Condylostylus longicornis is the source of this 5666-nucleotide messenger RNA. RefSeq names its product OTU domain-containing protein 7B-like. Gene Ontology annotation, biological process: protein K63-linked deubiquitination; protein K11-linked deubiquitination; protein K48-linked deubiquitination. Lineage: Eukaryota; Metazoa; Arthropoda; Insecta; Diptera; Dolichopodidae. The record is from RefSeq and is a predicted model, not a curated record. Gene Ontology annotation, molecular function: zinc ion binding; K63-linked polyubiquitin modification-dependent protein binding; cysteine-type deubiquitinase activity. Bases 641 to 3646 code for a protein of 1001 amino acids. The transcript is spliced from 6 exons. Gene Ontology annotation, cellular component: nucleus; cytoplasm.
AUAAAUACAAAUGCAUGUAUUAAUAAUCUAUAUACAUAAAUACGUGUAUUACCCACAUAUACCUACAUACAUAUAUUAUUUUCAUUAUUUUGUAUUAUUUUACUAAAAACAAAAUAUUGUAGUUUUUUUUCAAGAAUUUAUUUUAGUAAAUUGGUUGAGCAUUGUUCAGGAAAUUUUAUAAACCAAUGUAAAUAUAUUAUCAAUGACUUAUAGCGAAACACAUAUUUUUCUUCCAUUUGUGGCAUUCAAGAACACUAAAAUUACAAAACAUCACCAACAAUAUUUAGCAUCACAUCAUCAGUUACCAUAUUAUAAUAAAUAAUUAUUGACGAAUAUAUUACAUAAUAAUGCUUAGAUUAUAAACUCAGUUUACUAAUAUAUCACUUAAAAUAAUUAUAAUUUUAAAUUAAGAAAUUUAAUAAUUCUAAUCAACAAUUCUAAAAGAUCUAAAUACUCAGUAGAUAUAAUACUAAAACUUUUAACCCAUCACAUGCUCUUUUUAUUUAUUUUUUUUUUAUAACCAUACAUGUAAGGGUCUUAAUUUUUAUUAUUUUCUUUGAAAAUCGCUUUAUUUAUUUAAUAAAUUCAUUUUCAUCAUUAUCAUUCAUUAAUAUAUACAUAAAAUCACAUUUAACAAAUCAUGAACGAAUCAAGACUCAUAUCAGAAUUUAUGUCAUUAACUGGAGCAAAUCCAAAUGAUGCAAUGCAAUGUCUUAGAGCUUGGGAUUGGGAUUUAAAAAGAGCAAUUACAGACUAUAAUGAUACUUGUCAUUUUGAUUAUCGAACAACAGCAUCUGAUCUUGACAAUUUCAGAGAUGAUAGCAGCCGAAAUUUAAUUGAUUUAAAUAAUGACUGUAAUAAUAGCACAAGUGAUAAUAAUAAACCAAAUAAAAUUGUAAUUUUACCACAAUCAUCACUAAUACCGUCAAUUGGAACGCAAUCACAAACUUCAGGAAUAGAAAAGCGUCCAAUUUUGUCAAAAACUGAUUCAAUUGACGUUGUGGAUUGUCGAAAGCUCUCUCGUGGUAUAUCACGUGCAACAGAUAAUAUAAAUCUGGUUUCAAAAGCUCGUACUGAAAUAGCAAUGGAUUUUCGUGGUAAUAAUAGUAAUAAUAGUCAUUUGAAAAAGAAUCAAAAUUUGGAACAACAAAUAUCCAAUAAUUCUUUGGACACACCUGAUUUUACGUUUAUAUUACCAAAUAUUUAUAAUUAUAAGGACUCGUUUCGAGUAUUUUUAGAAAAAGAUCUUAUUGAAUGCUCUACUUUGCAAGCUUUAGAACAGUCACAUCGCCUUAAUUGGUGGGUUGAUCAUGGUUUAUGCAGAAAAUUAUGGCCAUUAGCAACUACAGGUGAUGGAAAUUGUUUGUUACAUGCUGCGUCUUUAGGAAUGUGGGGUUUUCAUGAUAGAAAAUUAACAUUAAGAAAGGCUUUACAUGGUAUAUUAUCGAAUGGCAAAUGUCGUGAUGCAUUAUGGCGAAGAUGGCGUUUCCAACAAACUCGUUUAAACAGGCGAGCUGGAUUUGUUUAUUCUGAAAUAGAGUGGGCAAAAGAAUGGGAUGAACUAAUAUCUAUGUCAUCGCCAGAGCCGCGUAAUAGUAUCAAUGUACGUAGACGUUUUUCUACUUCAACUGAUCGUCAUAGUUUAAUAAGUUCAGAAUCUAUUGAUGAUUCGGCAACAUAUGAAUCUCUUGAGGAAAUACAUAUACUAGCUUUAGCACAUGUCUUACGUAGGACAAUAAUUGUCAUAUCGGAUACAGUAUUGAAGGAUUUGAAUGGCGAAGCUAUGGCUCCAAUAACAUUCGGUGGUGUUUAUUUGCCUUUUGAAAUAAAUUCAACUGAAUGUAAUCGAGGCCCUUUAUUAUUGGCAUAUGAUAUGGCUCAUUUUUCUGCGUUAGUUCCGAUGGAAACAGGGUCAGAGUAUCCGCCAGCUCUCAUUCCUUUAGUUGACUAUGAAAAUGUUUUAUUACCAGUGCAGUUUUGCAUUGAUCCAGGUGAAAAUUUUAAUUGGACAGAAUAUGAUGGCGCUGAAGGAAAUUGGGCUCUUAGUGAAAGAGAGCAAAUGGCAUUGCUAAAGGAAUACUUAGAUAUUGUGUACGCAACUAACUCCACUACUCCAGAUGAAGAUGUUUUCGAAGAUUUAACGGAUGAUGAAUAUGAAAAAAAAUUUGUUGAAUCUGAAAUUGUAAUACCCCAACAACAGCAUCAUCCGUCAAACCAAUAUAAUUUGGUUGCAGAUGAGCCUCACCAGAGCAAAAGCAAAGCAGCAAAACAGCUGCAAAGCGUUGCAAAACAAUUUGGUAGCAUUGGAAAAAGUAUGAGUAAGAAAAUCAAAAAGAACAUUGGUUCAAUUACAAAAAUCGGAAACAAAAGUAACGGUGGCAAUAAAUUGAAAAACACGUUGUCGUCAGGAAGUUCAACACAAAGUUUUACAUGUACGCGUCUUUUGUGUGCCAAAUUAAGAAUAAAACGUCAUGAAUAUCAAGAAGAAAUGAUACGAAACUACUUAGAAUGUGCCCGAACAAGAUAUUUGGAUUUGGAAAAAAAUCGAGAUAAAAUUGGUAGUGCGGAAUUGGAUAGGCAACAGUUGGAAAUGUUACAACUUUCUGAACCAGACAUCGGAGUUGUUUACUGUGUAAAUAUUGGCUGCAAUAAUUUUGCAAAUUCAGAAACAAGUUACUUAUGUUAUGAAUGCUACGAAAAACAAAAACAGCGGGAGUCUAAUUCAACAUAUUUAUCAAUGGCACCACGUUAUGGUACAGGAAAAUCUAAAUUUUAUACUCAAGCUGAUAUGCAGGCCCAUGAAAGUAUUAAAAAUUUACCACCUGCAAAACGUUUAAAUGACUUAGAUCAGACAUUAUACUUAUCAAAUUCAACUUUUUUCAAUGAUAAUAAUUUAUUAAAAAGUGGUGGUAGUAGCAGCAAUAGUAGCACAAAUAGUUGUACUUCAUUAUCAAAUUCUGCUAACAAUGCAAGUGGUGUAAAUUCAUUAAAUAAUGUUAAUAACAGUCCUAAUUUAACGCCAGCAACUUCAUCAACUGGUAACAAUCUAGUCAAUCGUGAAUCUUCAAACCGUUAUGGUUAUAGUCCAACUGUUCGUUUAAUUGAUGAAGAACAAGAAGAAUUUAAUAAACCAACUGGUACAGUAUCAGUUUUUAGUCCUGGUAAUACAAUUUCAACAUCAAAUCUUAAUGGUAAUAAUGGUAAUAAUAAUAACACCAGCAAUAAUACUAACAUUUGCAACAUUAACCAUUCAUUUAAAAACAAUGUUAAUAAUAAUACGAAUCAUGCUCCAGUAACAAGAAUUAUUAAAAUAGAACUUGAAGGAGAGCCACAACCAAUUUUAACUUCCAAUCGAAAUCAUCUAACAACAACUGAAUUCGAUACAAAGCCAUGUAAAACAUUGGGUUGUAAUUUUUAUGGUACAUUAAGCACAAAUUUUUAUUGUUCAAAAUGUUAUCAACAAAUGAUUAAAAAUAAAAAUGAUACAUUAAUUGAUUUAUCAUCACCUUUGCCUCAGUCAGCUACUGCAACAUCAAAUAAUAUUAUUAAAACAACAACAACAACUUCAGCUAAACCGACAACAAUUUAUCCGACUGCAACAGCUACAAUUACUAAAACAGGUAAUAAAAUAAUGUCUGAUAUAUAAAUUUUUUCUUAGGAUUAAUAAAAAAAAAGAAAAAGUAUAAGGUUUAUAUUAAUAUAUAAAAGAAAAAAUAAAAUGUGAGGAAAUAGAAUUUAGAAAUUUAAUACAUAUUACAAUUUAAAUAUGUAUAAAUAGAUAUUAUAUUUGUAUUUACAAAAAUGCAAAAAAAAAAACAUUAAUUUAUAAUUAUUCUUAACAAAAAAAAAAACUCAAAAAAAAAAAAAAUAUUAAAAAAAAUCAAAAAUUUAUUACACAUGAUUUAAUUAAGAGAAGGUUAAGAGGAAUUGGUAUAAAAACUAUAAAAUGAAAAAGAAAUUCAAUUCUAAAUUCAAAAAUUUAAUUAUCCGUAUUUCUUGAUAAAAAUAAAUUAUUCAGUAAAAAUAAUACAAAUAAAAAUUUUAUAUUUAAAUUAUUAUUAAACCUAUGUAUUCUGCUGAACUAAUAAAAUUCAAUAAAACAAAAACAACAGUUCGGACUGAAAUUUUCUAAUAGUAACUUGAUUUUUUUAAUUAAAGUUGAAAUUUUAAAAUAAUAUUGCUUUUAAUAACUAAAUAAGAAAUGUAACUUUAAUAUAAAAAAACAAAAAUUAAAAUUAAAUGGAAUUCAUCAUUAACAUGUCCUUAAAAAAUCCCAACUACUCUAUUAAUGUAAUUUUAAAUUUUCUUUUAGUAAACCUCUGUGAUAAAAAUAUACUUAAAUUAAUUAAUUAUUUUGUUGAAACUUCAUUUGUUGUUAUAAUUGGAAAAUUUAUUUCUUCAAAAUAAUCAUAAUAUUUUUUUUAUUGUUCCGUCCAAAAAAACAAAGUUAUUUAAUACUGUUGUUAAAGAAUGAAAAAAAAAAUUAUAUUGCUCAUAUAUUAUAUUAAAAUUACCAUAAAAUAUAGUAAAUAAUAGAAAUAUAUAAAUGGGAAAUGAUGAAUAAAAUUUAAAGCUUUGUUACUCAUUAUACAACCACAUUUAAUAAUGCUUUUAUAAAAAAAUAUUAAAUGAAAUGACACUGUCAAAUAUAGGCUUCUUGUAUUUGAAUCUAGCCUAUAAUCUUUAAUUUUUUUAGUUCUUUAUUAAUAUAAAAUUAUUUAUUUAAAGGAAGAAGAUGAAAUGUUCUUUAAGAAGAUAACAGAUGAAAUGUUUUUCAAUGGUCAGAUACAAUAUUUUACCAAGAUUAAAAUUAAUCAUUUAAUUAACAUAUAUAAUAAAGAAUUAAACUACAUAUAAAUAAAAUGAAGUCAAAAAAAUGAAUUGAAUUGAAAAUUUCUUUCAUUUUAAUUUUUUGUCUCUAUACCAAUAUCUCUUGCUAUUGAAUCGUUUCAAAUAUUAAGAUAAGACAACACAUAAAAAAUGCUUUCAUAAAAAAAUUUUAAUUUAAAAAAAACAAUUAUGAUUGUAUUAAAAGAAAAACCAGAAUGAAAAUAGGAUAAAAAUAUAAGAAUGUUUUGAAAUUUCACACAUCAUAUUUAUAUAUUUUUUAAUAUCACAUACUUAUAAAACAACAAUUUACAUAAGCAAUUUUUACCUUUAUUACUCUCCUUUUAUUUAUUUUCCUAGCCAUUUUAUUUAUUUAGCAUCUUAUUUAGUUAUUUUAUCCUAAAACUACUAAUUAUUUCACUAUUUUUAAUUUUUAAUACAUAUUCAAUUCUUACAAUUUCGGAAUUUUUAAGUCCAAUACUUAAAACCUCAAAAAUUUAUUAAUAAUAUUUCAUCGUCUUAAAUGAUGCUUCCUAAAAUGCACAGUUUUUACAGGAAUGAAUGCAUACAUAACAAAAAGUUAAAACAAUUUUUGAGGUGAUUAUUACUUGACAUACAUAUAUUUUAAUUUGUAUUUAGAUAAAAAUAUUCAAUUGUUUAGAAUGAUAAAAAUUUAAUUUCAAUAAAUCUCCGUAUUUAAAUAAGCAUCUUUCAAACAAAAUUAAAUAAUUUAAUUAAAAGUUUUUAUUUUCGGAGAAAUUAUAAUUAAAAAAUGUCUCGAAAUUAUUAUAUUUUAAAAAUUAUGAACCAAAAUAUAACUAAUUUCCAUAAAUCUUUAU